Molecule: messenger RNA, 1265 nt
Organism: Durusdinium trenchii
Lineage: Eukaryota; Dinophyceae; Suessiales; Symbiodiniaceae
Source: the annotation of a GenBank genome assembly
AACAUGAAUUGCAACUCAGACUCGGAGAGAAUUGCAAAGCCAUGGAGGGUGGGCAACUUCAGAGCUUCGCAAUCGUGUCAUGUUUUUUCAUUGGCCUAUCACUAGGAUUGCUUGGAAGUGGUGGGUCCAUUCUGACCGUGCCCAUCCUUGUGUACCUCCUUGAGAUUGAUGCUAAAGAAGCCAUUGCCAUGUCUUUGGUAGUUGUUGGGGUCACGAGCGGCUUUGCAUUGAUUUCGCAUGCACUUUCCGGCAAUGUGAAUUGGAAGAUUGGAAGUAUUUUUGGGCUAGCUGGGAUGAGUGGCGCUUUUCUUGGUGGCAUCCUUGCCGGUUACAUCUCGGAGCGCAUCCUGAUGAUUCUCUUUGCUGUGAUGACACUUGCUACAGCAACAGCCAUGCUUUGCAGGGACUCGAACAGCGAACCUCGGAUCUCAGGUUCCUCUCGAAGUGAAACAUAUUGGCCAGUGCCUCACGAGUCGGAAGAGGAGGCGAAUGGACGUAGCGACUUCGCGCCUGACGACUUGGACGUCCAAAGCUCCGGCCUCCAACCUGUUAGCGUCCAAGCUAAUAGCGAUGGCCUCCAACCUACUUGCGAAGCUCAAAAUGCUGAUGCUUCCAAUUUCAAAUUGGAUGAACCAAAGGAUGAAGCAAAGCUAAGUAACUUGAAGCUGCCAAUCUGGAGAAUCGUUUUGGACGGGUUCCUGGUCGGUGUGGUCACGGGCAUGGUAGGUGCAGGCGGUGGCUUUUUGGUUGUCCCAGCUCUUGUGUUCUUCGGCGGUUUGCAGAUGACCGAAGCUAUCGGGACUUCUUUACUGGUGAUAUCCACGAAAUGUGCAGCUGGCUACUUGGGACAUGCGCAGCAUGUACAAAUUGAUCUGAAGUUGACCGUUUUGGUGUCUUUCAGUGCCGUGCUUGGGAGUUUGGUCGGUGGAUUUGGCGCAGAACGGAUUCCACAGGCGGCGCUACGCAAGGCUUUUGCCGUCUUCGUUUUGCUCAUAGGCACUUUGCAGCUAUUCAAGGAGUCAAUGGAUCCGAAGUAGGUCCACAUCCUGAUCCUGAAAGGAUACAAAGGAUGUAUUUAAGAAAGGAUGUGAGAUUCUGUGGUGCAAACAUGUUAUAUAGUUUGUUGUACAGCUUUCGACAUUGUUUUCGGCGCCGUGCUUUCGGUGCCUAACUAGGCUUGCCGCUAAGCGGAUGUCGAGUGGAAUUGCGAAAGUCGGCGGGUAGUCCGAGACCGAAUAAUCGAAUAAAUUUGUAGUAACAAGUGC